Messenger RNA from Hemiscyllium ocellatum (epaulette shark), 1853 nucleotides. It is a transcript of the gene stx8, whose product is annotated as syntaxin 8. NCBI's taxonomy places the organism in Eukaryota, Metazoa, Chordata, Chondrichthyes, Orectolobiformes, Hemiscylliidae. The coding region runs from base 75 to 851 and encodes 258 amino acids. Gene Ontology annotation, biological process: vesicle fusion; intracellular protein transport. Gene Ontology annotation, cellular component: SNARE complex; endomembrane system. The record is from RefSeq and is a predicted model, not a curated record. Gene Ontology annotation, molecular function: SNARE binding; SNAP receptor activity. The transcript has 9 exons.
GAAGUUGUGACACUCGGAGCCGAAAUAGGAGACGGACAGAAACCAGGAAAUAAAGAGCAACAACAAGAAGAGCGAUGGCUCGAGAGCCCUGGUUAAUGAAAUAUGAUUCCACCUGCCAGCUAGCACAGGAAAUUGCUGAAAGUAUUCAUGAACGUAAUAGACAGAAGAGGACAGGAGGUAAUCCUUCAAAGCUGAAUGUGACAAUUCGGACAUCUCUACAGAGGCUCCAAGAGCAGAUUAGCCAGUUGAAAGAUUCUUUGUUGCGCAGUUUGUCGACACGCCAGAUUACACAAUUUGAAGCAGACAGACGUCAAAAUUUGGUGGAUGAUUUGUUAACGAGAGAGCGACAACUUCAGACUUCGUUCAAGAAUGAUGGCACAGAGCCUAACGUAAUGAGGUCUAGCCUUAUGAGUGGAGAUCAAGGUACAGGUCCUAUCAACCCUUGGUUAAUGGAAGAGUCAGAGGAGACUAAGGACCUUGAUUUUCAUGAAAUCAAACAUCAACAGCAGAGGAUCAUACAAGAGCAAGAUGCUGGCUUGGAGGCUCUGGUCACAGUGAUAGCCAGACAAAAGCAGAUGGGUCAGGAUAUUGGAAAUGAACUAGAUGAACAAAAUGGACCAGUGGUGGCCACUUUACAGUUUUCUGAAAGAUGCCCGGACUGCCUUAGACUACCCCAGAAUGAGAUCAUUGAUGACCUGACGCACUUAGUGGAUAAAACUGAUUCCAGAAUUCAGCGUGAAACAAGACAUGUCAAAUUGGUUGAUAAGAAGUCAGCCUCUUGUGGAAUGCUGGUGGUUAUUGUGUUGUUGCUGAUUGCCAUUGUUGUCGUUGGUGUCUGGCCAACAAGCUAAUGAAAGAAUACUGGCAUCAAACUGACUGGUGAAUAUGGAUUGGAUGCUGAAACUGAAAACUGAGCAACUUGUUCUUCAUGAAAUCCUGGGAUAACAUUUGGGAUAAGAAUCCCUAAACAAGCAAUAGAAUGUUUAAAUGUGUUUAUGAUAUUAUUGUCUUGCUCUUUGAGGUUCAUGAAAAAAUGGAUUGAUCAAGAUCAAAAGAAAACUCACAGUAGAAUUCCCUUCCUGAUUUAAUUUCUGACUUGAAUUCAGAGAUGCGGGUUGAACUCUUGAGUCACUAGGAUAAUGCAGCAGCUAAGGCCUGUAAUUAAUAUACAGUUUUGAGCAUUUGCCUCUCAAAAGUUCUUCAGUCUGCAUGUACAUAUAUUUUUUUCUUUACAAAGAUUGAGGGAUUCUCCAAAGUUAAGUAGUUUUUUUUCUUUGUUUCCCUUAUUGAAACAGAAUCAUUGUAUACAAGUUGAAUGCCGAUAAAUGUUUAAAUUAAAUAUAUUUUAGACUUGUUCUAAAUAACUAACCAAUGGCAUGCUUAAAGCUAUUCUAACUUGUUUUAUUAAUUUGUUUUUCCCUUCAUUUUGCUCUGUUUCUGAUUAUAAUUUUACUCUUGUGUAAAGGAGGUGGACAUGAUCAUUUUAAAUCCUCAAGCAAUCUUGUUAAAUAAGGCAGUUUCUAUUGGCUCACGCUAUUACUGUGCUUUCCCAGGGAAAAAGCUUUUCUCAUUGCGUGUGGGGUCACUGAAGGGGCUCUCAGUAGGGCACAGGGAGUGUGUGCUGUCUCACUGCCUGUAAACAGUGUUGCUGUUCACACGCCUUCAUGAAAUUGAAACUUAGAACAAAUUGUUUUCAGUGGGGAAAUUCCAAUCUAACAGAACAUUAAUUACAAAUGAUUUUCUUAUGAUUCACUAUCUUUAUUGUCUUCACUUACAUUAUGCAUUCAGUUUUUAUAAGCAUUUGUUCAAAGUAUUUGCAAUAUUGGUCUAUGAAUAAAUAUUUUUUAACUCUC